This is a messenger RNA of Sitodiplosis mosellana (orange wheat blossom midge), 1468 nucleotides long. RefSeq names its product P protein-like. Lineage: Eukaryota; Metazoa; Arthropoda; Insecta; Diptera; Cecidomyiidae. Gene Ontology annotation, cellular component: membrane. The record is from RefSeq and is a predicted model, not a curated record. Gene Ontology annotation, biological process: transmembrane transport.
GUCUAUACAUUUCAACUAAGCCGAGGCCACGUCUGGCGCCUUAUCAGUAUUUUAUGCAUCAUUAGUGCAAUCAUUUCAAUGUUUCUCGACAACGUAACAACAAUUCUCUUAAUGACACCAAUUACAAUCAAACUGUUCGAAUGUCUUCGAUUGAAUCCAGUGCCCGUUUUACCGUUCAUCAUUUUGAACAUAAACAUCGCCGGUCUAACGACUUUAAUUGGUCAUCCACCUAACUUGUUGAUAACUGAAAAUAGUUAUAUUUCGAAGCAGAACAUCACGUUUCUCACAUUCACUAUGCACACGUGUUUUGGCGUUCUCGUGGCUCUCAUUCAAACAAAUUGUCAUCUGCGCAUUCAGCAUCACAACAUACACGAGUUGUUGGCGCCACGUAACGAUUCCGAUGAAGAGCUGACGGCAUGGAAACAGUGCUUAGAUUCAAUUAAAAAUAAUCACAACUACAAAUUGGAUAUGCUGAAAAUGGUUUUAAUGAGGAAAAUUGAAAUACUUCACGCUGAACAGGCAACAUUUGCUGCAUUCGCUGCGUCGGGAGAGGAUGGGAAAUCAUUCCAAAGCACAUUGAGGCAAUUGAAAAAGUUGUAUCCGAUCAAAGACAAAACGCUACUUAAGAAAGCGGGUGCAGUUUUGGCAUUAAUUAUCGCUCUGUUUUUCAUCGAGUCGGUGCCGAGCAUCCAGCGACUGUCAUUGGGCUGGUGUGCAUUUACCGGAAUGAUACUGCUGCUUCUCAUUUCCGAUUGUGAUUUAGAUGCGAUUCUGCAACGAGUUGAAUGGAUUACACUGAUGUUCUUUGGAGCCAUGUUCAUUACGAUGGAGUGUCUCGCGAGACUAGGCCUUAUAAAAUGGAUAAGCAAACAGACGGAAGAGCUCAUUCUUCUGGUCGAUGAGGAUUAUCGGCUCGCUUUGGCCAUUUUCAUUGUUUUAUGGGUUUCUGCUUUAACCUCAUCGGUCGUUGAUUCCAUACCCGUUACUGCGAUGAUGGUAAAAAUUGUUGUUUCACUGGCUGAAAAUCAAGCACUUAAUCUGCCCGUCCAACCGAUGGCCUACGCAUUGGCAUUUGGUUCGACAUUCGGUGGAAAUGGCAGUUUGUAUGGCGCAUCAUCAAAUAUCGUGUGUGCCGGUGUUGCUGAAAAACUCGGACAUAAAAUCACGUUUUCCCAAUAUUUCAAAGUUGGAUUUCCUGUUAUGUUCGGAAACGUUUUGCUUGUUACGGGUAACUUGCUAAUUGCCCACGUGCUGCUCGAAUGGAAUUGAAUAAAAAUUGGUUCAUUUUGCAAAGAAAAUCUGGUUUGAAUUUAGAAAUCGAUUUUUGUGUAAAUUUAUAGUGAAAUCAAAUGUUCAGUAGAUGAAAUAAGGAGAAAUGGGAAUUUUUGAUUAAUAUUCGAAAUAAAAAUUGAAAUAUGUGUGAAAAUACAUAAAGAAUAUAUGUUUCGGACAAUAAUACGAAGAAAAA